CUUUGGCGCCCGUUUCCGGAAGUGUUGCUGCCUGUCGCGGGCGUUAUGGCUUCAAGGUUACUUCGCGGAGCUGGAGCGCUGGCGGCUCAGGCCCUGAGGGCCCGCCGUCCCAAUGGGGUCGCCGCCGUGCGCUCUAUGGCGUCUGGAGGUGGUGUACCAACUGACGACGAGCAGGCGACGGGGCUGGAGAGGGAGGUGCUGUUGGCUGCACGGAAAGGACUGGAUCCAUACAAUAUCCUGCCUCCAAAGGCAGCUGCAGGCACCAAGGAAGACCCUAACUUAGUUCCCUCCAUCACCGACAAGCGAAUAGUGGGCUGCAUCUGUGAAGAAGACAACAGUGCCGUCAUCUGGUUCUGGCUGCACAAAGGCGAGGCCCAGCGAUGCCCAAGUUGUGGAACCCAUUACAAGCUGGUGCCCCACCAGUUAGCCCAUUGAGCCCCUGCACCCGCUCACGCUGAAUGUGCUGUAAAGUUUUCUUCUUUCCAAUAAAAACCAGCCGCUGUGUUGGCUCCUUCUCCCGAUUGACUGGUCUUAUUUCUUUCCUGUAUUUUUGAGGAGACGUAGAUGAUUCUUACAUCGUGAAUAGCUGUGUAUCCUAGCUUCCUGCACCCUUAAAAUACCCAACCAGUAC
Trichechus manatus latirostris (Florida manatee) is the source of this 631-nucleotide messenger RNA. RefSeq names its product cytochrome c oxidase subunit 5B, mitochondrial. Gene Ontology annotation, biological process: mitochondrial electron transport, cytochrome c to oxygen. Lineage: Eukaryota; Metazoa; Chordata; Mammalia; Sirenia; Trichechidae. Gene Ontology annotation, cellular component: mitochondrial envelope. The record is from RefSeq and is a predicted model, not a curated record. The transcript is spliced from 4 exons. The coding region runs from base 46 to 435 and encodes 129 amino acids.